CGCUCUGCUUUUCUUCUCGUACUUUUGUGCCAUCUUCUGCGCUCGCUAAUUGACGACUAUCCCGAUCUACUGGAAGCCCCGAUUGCACUGGAGUCCACGCUGCUGUCCGACGUGUUGCGAGCUUUUGGUGCUUCAUACAUACCGGCGCCCCAAUCAUCGUCCGAGCGCAUUCCCACACCGCAACGUCUGACGCAGCCUUUUUGCACAGGCUCUGCUCGCAUGUAGAGGACCCGAAGGACUCUUUAAGCGGUCGAGCUCGCGUUGGAUUGAAAAGAGACGAGACUUCCAGCUUCUGCCGGCAGAAGCUUACGACGCACCGAAAGAGCUGGAUAAGAGCUCCCCAGGAAUCGAAAACCACCACACUUCGACACCAUGCCAGCCAUUGAAGAGAUUGUAGCGCGGCGGGCGGGCGAGGCUCUCCACAGCUUCGAGAAUGCGGUGUCGAUUGCCGAGCGGGAGGCUUCCUUGAUUGUUUCAACACUGGCGAAACGCAUAAACAUCCCCUACAACAGCUCGAGUCCGGCGGGUUUGAUAGAAGCAAACACGCGGGAUCCAUGGAACAAAUCGGGGAAAUAUGCCUUGGGGAUGGUGUAUUUCUGCUUGAUAUUACUGGUGGCGUCGGCGCUCCUUCGCUACUACCAUCUUUUUACCGACAAGAUCAGGACGGUGCUACAUCAAGAGGAGUUGAAACAAGUUUCGGAAAACAACUCGCCCACCGACUACGAGCUGGCGAACCUAUACACCGCAAAAUCCACCAAGUCAUUCUUCCCGAGUUCGGGGAUCCUACCGCAGCAGCCAAAGCCGAGAAAGGAGCAGUCAUCUGUGUCCUCGUUACGACCCGUAAAUUACACCAUUGCGUUUUUCAGAUAUAUCUUCUAUCGGCCAGUUCCCCAGCUCAGGUUACGAAAGGGGUGGUCACCUAUCGUAUUCCCAUCGUUAGCAGUCACUAUCAUUGUUUCUGCCAUGUUGGUGUUCGUCACUCUGUACUGUUUUGUGCCGCAACCUCUGUACUGGCAAAGCAUUGCCUAUGGGAGCCCUCCAUUGGCGAUUCGCGCGGGGAUGCUUGCGGUUGCUAUGAUGCCCUGGAUCGUGGGACUCUCCAUGAAGGCCAACAUCAUCUCCUUGAUCACUGGCAUUGGACACGAGCGUCUGAAUGUGCUGCAUCGAUGGGGAGGCUAUUUGUGCCUCUUCCUUAGUCUCAUCCAUACGAUUCCAUUCUACAUCACCCCUGUAUGGGAUCAAGGUGCCCUGCAAUUCUACCAAUCGCUCUUCAAAGGCAAUGGGAAUUUCUACGUCUAUGGAACUGGUGUCGCCUCGCUGGUCCCUCUGAUCUUCCUCUGCGUCCACUCCCUCCCGCAGCUCCGGAAUUGGAUGUACGAGCUUUUCGUCACUCUCCACGUUCCAGUCGCGAUUGUCUUCUUGGGAAUGCUCUUCUGGCAUUGCAGCAAUUACCUUACAUCCUGGAGUUAUCUCUGGGCUACGCUUACAAUCUGGUUGACCUCCUACCUGAUCCGCCUGUUCUUCCUCAAUUGGACCAACCCGUUCAAGUUGGCAUGGUUAGUCGGUGACGAGGCUGCCGUUACGAUAAUGCCCGAGAACGCCAUCAAGAUUACAGUUCCUACCCAGAUGCGGUGGAGGCCAGGCCAAUAUGUGUAUUUGAGAAUGCCCGGAAUCUCGGUCUUUGAGAACCACCCCUUCACUAUCGCUUCUCUAUGUAGCGAAGAUUUCCCCUCUGAGUAUGGUGAAGGCUACCGAGACAUGGUCCUCGUCUUCCGCCCCUUCGGAGGCUUCACCAGGAAGGUCCUCCGCAAAGCCAUCGAACAUGGCCCCUGGCACACCUACCGAGCCUUCCUCGACGGCCCCUAUGGAGGCAUGCAACGACGUAUCGAGGCAUUCGACCACGUCGUUCUUAUUGCCGGCGGUAGCGGCAUCACGGCCAUUGUCUCUCAACUGCUCGACCUCAUCAAGCGCAUGCGCGACGGAAAGGCAGUCACCAAGCACAUUCACGUCAUCUGGGCACUCAAACGCCCCGAGACCAUGGAAUGGUUCAAGGAAGAACUCCGCAUCUGCCGCGAAUACGCACCACCUGACACGGUCCGCUGCGAGUUCUACAUCACUGCCGCGAAACGUAUGACACAAACGGGGCAGCUCGUCUCAGCUCGCACACCCACUCGUCCAGUCAGUCUCUACUUCCACGACAAGGUCAACGACGCCUUCCAAGACAUCGCGAACAAACGCGACUCCCGCUUCUCCACGAAACGCCACUCGGCCCUCAUAAGAGACGAGGCCGCUGGCGACGAGGCCCGCGAAAAGGAACUUCGCGCCGAGAACGAGGAUGCCAUCACCGCCCUCCCACAAGCUCACGUGCGUGUCGCCGGCCCCAAGACCAACCUUCCCUCCACCAAUCAACCCUUGACCAACUCCAAUGCCAUCGCCCUCGCCGCACCUGUCCCGACCCUCCCCCUUCACGCUCGUCGCCGCAAUCGUAAUCUUAGCGUCGAUGUACCCUCUGCCCUCGAAGCCGCUAUCCCAGGCGGUCUUGACACCGUCGCACUCAAUACCGGAAACCAAGUCUCGCCUGUCAAUCCAGCAGGCUUCGACUUUGGCUUCCCAAGCACGCCGACCGAGUUCCAAAAGAACUUGAUGCGGUUUGCCUUCCUCCCUGCCGCCGUCAAGAAGAAGGACGGAUGGAGCACCGAGUACGGCCGCCCCGACAUCCCAUACACCCUCAAGCAACUCAGCAAAGACUUCGGGCGUCGAACCUGCGUCUUCGUCUGCGGACCCCCAACCAUGCGCAUCGACGUCUCAAACACCGUCGCCGAACUCCAGAAAGAGAUCUGGAGCGACCCGGAUAGAGACGAGCUCUUCUUGCACGCCGAGAACUACGCCGUAUAAGCGUGAAGUUCAGCAUCUGCCAUCUACCACGAACUAUCUGCAUCACAUUUCCAGUUAGAUCUUGUCAUUUACUGUGCAUACGUUCAUUAGCGAUUUUUGGUCACGUUACUGGUUUAUACCCACCUUUCAUUGUAUCUACAUUUUCUUUGAGGUUUGGUUUGUAAUUACUAGCGAUUUGGGGGCGGGGGAGAAUUAUGAUAUCCCAUAGGCUGGUACGGGUCCGCCUGGUUUAUGAAAGGUGUAGAGCAUUUGGCUGCAUGGCG
Mytilinidion resinicola is the source of this 3158-nucleotide messenger RNA. Its product is annotated as metalloreductase-like protein transmembrane component. The coding region runs from base 373 to 2895 and encodes 840 amino acids. Lineage: Eukaryota; Fungi; Ascomycota; Dothideomycetes; Mytilinidiales; Mytilinidiaceae. Gene Ontology annotation, cellular component: plasma membrane. Gene Ontology annotation, molecular function: ferric-chelate reductase activity. Gene Ontology annotation, biological process: intracellular iron ion homeostasis; copper ion import; iron ion transport. The record is from RefSeq and is a predicted model, not a curated record. The transcript has 2 exons.